AUGGCGCCCAACGUUGCAAUCAUCCAGGGGACCAGCAGUGGCAUCGGAGCCCAGGUAGCCCGUCAGUACCUGGCGCGGACCAAUCUGCAGAUUGUCGCCCUCUCGCGCGACGCCACGCGCGCAAAACAGGCCAUCCUCUCCUCGUCCUACCGCGGCGGACCCGACUCGUCCUCGCUCGACCAGUCGCGCCUGCACACCCUCAGCGUAGACGCCCUCGACGAGUCCACCCUGCAAAAGGCCGCAGACGACAUCAAGUCCCGCUUCGGCCCGCACUGCCUAAAGACGCUCUGGAACGUCGGCGGCAUCCUCCGCCCCGAGAAGAACCUCCAGCAGGUCUCGCUCCAGUCCCUAAACGAGAGUUUCGCCGUCAACGCCUUCGCCCACCUCCUCUCGGCAAAGCACUUUGUUCCCCUCAUCCCGCGCGGCGCGGAAAAGAAAAAGGUGCAGGAGCAACACAACGGCGACGAUGCCGCAAACGGCCUCAUCCACCGCGACCUCAGCGUCGUCGCACACCUCUCGGCCCGCGUCGGCAGCAUCGGCGACAAUGGAAAGGGAGGCUGGUACUCGUACCGCUCCUCCAAGGCCGCCCUCAACCAGAUGGUAAAGACGCUCUCGCACGAGCUCUCGCUCCGCAGCGUACCCGCCAUCUCGGUCGCACUCCACCCGGGCACCGUCCGCUCCCACCUCUCAAAGGACUUUACCGGCGGACCCGACAGCGACAAGCCCCUCGACAAGGCAAAGGGCCAGUUUGAGCCCUGGGAGGCCGCAGAGAACCUCGUCAACGUCGUCGCAAGCCUCGGCAAGGACGACAACGGUUCCUUCCGCGACUGGAAGAAUGAAAAGGUGCCCUGGUAG
This is a messenger RNA of Pseudozyma flocculosa PF-1, 855 nucleotides long. RefSeq lists its product as uncharacterized. NCBI's taxonomy places the organism in Eukaryota, Fungi, Basidiomycota, Ustilaginomycetes, Ustilaginales, Ustilaginaceae. The transcript is spliced from 3 exons. The record is from RefSeq and is a predicted model, not a curated record. Bases 1 to 855 code for a protein of 284 amino acids.